Molecule: messenger RNA, 337 nt
Organism: Oppiella nova
Lineage: Eukaryota; Metazoa; Arthropoda; Arachnida; Sarcoptiformes; Oppiidae
Source: the annotation of a GenBank genome assembly
GAAAAUGAAGUCCAUUUACGAGACGAUGAAUAUGUUUAACAUCGACGUGACGUCCAAGUGUUUGGUGGCCGAGUGCUGGUGUCCCGACAUAUUCAUACCCAAAAUACAGGAGGCGCUCAUUCAGGCCCAGAGGACCUCCCAGACGGCCAUACCGUCGGUGUUGACCCGUAUAGACACUACACAGACGCCGCCGACGCUCAACAUUACUAAUAAAUUCACCCGCGGUUUCCAGGCUAUAGUGGACGCGUACGGUGUGUCCAACUACGGGGAGGUGAACCCUAUGCCCUACACUUGCGUUACCUUUCCGUUCAUAUUCUCGGUAAUGUUUGGCGACGCG